Molecule: messenger RNA, 246 nt
Organism: Dictyostelium purpureum
Lineage: Eukaryota; Evosea; Eumycetozoa; Dictyosteliales; Dictyosteliaceae
Exons: 2
Coding region: 1-246 (81 amino acids)
Source: RefSeq, a predicted model, not a curated record
AUGGAUUCUAUUACUGUUGCUAAAUCAUCUGGUGUUGAUAUAAAUUUUCGUUCCACUAUAAGAUCAUAUGAUAAGAUUUGUGUAUUUGUUUGUGGAAGUAUCCAAAAUCAAGAAACACUCUAUUCAAAUUCCAAGCAAGAUGCUUACCCAUCAACUUCAUUCACAACAAACCAUGUAGACUAUGUAAUGAAAAUCUUAAUAAUGAUCCAUAUGGUCAUCUAUUUUUCAAAUGUAAAAAAACUCUGA